AUGGAAAAGAACAUCUCAACAACAAACCGCAAGGCUCGUACAUCCAGAGUCAUCGAUGGCCCCGAAGGUCUGCACGGCGAUCCGGAAGACAGAUUCGAACGCCGCCAGACUGGUAAUUUCCAGAUCGUCGAUGACAGUGAAACCGGUGGAUCGCGCAAGUCGCAGCUUCAAUUCGGCAACCAUGAAUCUAUGACCCUGGACGAUAUUCCAAGGAUUGUCCAAGCGCAGCAAACGAGAGAGCAAAGACCCAACGCUUCCAAGUUCCAUCGUGGUCCCAUGAUACCUCAGGAACCAAGACCAAAGCUCGUCAACAAUGGCCACACACGACACGUCUCGCUCGGUAACGACGACAAGCCAGCUCUCAUGGAGGGUGGCGCUUUCAAGACAAAGAAGUACUUCUCCGAACUGUCAGCACUUGAAUAUUUCAUCGUUCGUCACGUAGCCGUACUUUCAAUGGAGCCUCUUCUUGAGGGCCAUUUCAACCAAGAAGAGUUGCUUGACCUUAUUGAGACGAAGAGACCCACAUUCUGGGGCAAGUUUGGAAAGGCCUUCAAGCCCGAGACAGGCAAGAAGCCAAAAGGCAACAAGCGGGGCAUCUUUGGUGUGUCUCUUGAGCAGCUGGUAGAAAAAGACUACGCAGAAUCAACAGAUGGCAUUGGGCCGGGUGCCUUGCGCAUACCCGUUCUUAUCCAGGACGCGAUAUCGGCAAUGCGGACAAUGGACAUGUCUGUCGAGGGAGUUUUUCGCAAGAACGGCAACAUCAAGAGACUCAACGACGUCAAAGAAGAGAUCGACUCCAAGGAGAUGGUCGACGUUGAUCUCACGAAAGAAAAUCCUGUCCAAGUUGCCGCACUUCUUAAGAAGUUCCUACGAGAGCUGCCGGAUCCUCUUAUGACAUUCAAGCUGCAUAAGUUGUGGAUAACGUCACAAAGUAAGUUUUCUAUGUUGCAAAGUGUUCGUAGACCAUCUACUAAACGUAACUUAGGAAUCACGGAUGAGGAGACACGGCGAAGGGUACUCCACCUUACAUGCUGUCUUCUUCCAAAGGCACACAGAGACACAAUGGAAGUGUUGUUCAACUUCAUGCAAUGGGUAUCUUCGUUCUCUCACAUCGAUGAAGAAUCUGGCAGCAAGAUGGACGUUCACAAUCUUGCUACUGUGAUGGCGCCCAAUAUCCUGCACUUGGGCAAGCGCGAUGUACCGUUGGAUGAUAACUUGCUCGCUAUUGAGGCGGUGCACUCGCUCAUAGAGUACAAUGAGUACAUGUGCGAGGUAAGUGCUCCGUUCACGUCUCAUACACUGAGCAAUGAAAGGCUAACAUUAUUUGUCUAG
Aureobasidium vineae is the source of this 1332-nucleotide messenger RNA. The record is from the annotation of a GenBank genome assembly. NCBI's taxonomy places the organism in Eukaryota, Fungi, Ascomycota, Dothideomycetes, Dothideales, Saccotheciaceae.